AAUCCGACAAUUACAAAACAAACUAAACAAAAAAUGCCAACCAAGAAACCAAUAAUUAAUUUAAUGUUUGAUGUGUUAGAAACAUUUGAAUUAAAACGGUCAGGAAAAUUAGUCGUAUUAGAAACUAAUGCAUC
Dentiscutata erythropus is the source of this 134-nucleotide messenger RNA. The record is from the annotation of a GenBank genome assembly. NCBI's taxonomy places the organism in Eukaryota, Fungi, Glomeromycota, Glomeromycetes, Diversisporales, Gigasporaceae.